GGCCUCUCGAUUUCUCCUCGUGCACUCGGCUACGCAUUCCGAAAGAGCGCUUGCGCACCAGCUGAACGCGCCCUUGAAAAAAAGCGGACAACCGGAAGCAGGACAGCAAUCAGCAACGGGCCGCAACAAUAACCUGCCCAAUCACCUGUGAGGUGCACUCCUCCUCUCUUUCUCUGCAACAGCCAAACCGCCUCCACCGCAACAACAACACACGUAAGAACACAGAGAAACAGCAAACAGCGUAGUUUCACGUGUGACUCCAUGGCAACUUCUUUGCCUUCCUUAGACGCCGUCGUGCGCAAGGUUCGCGCACAGGCUACCAAGCGGCGCAUCGCCCUGCAACCUUUCUUCGCCGACUUUGAUCGUCUGCACUCUGGUCGCAUCACCGCGGCGCAAUUCGCCCGGGUCCUCACCAGCAAUGACAUGCAGCUCUCCGGCGAGGAGAUCGAGGUGCUGGUGGCCGCCUUCACGCCCGACACCCCGGCCGCGGCGAUGGACGCCACCGCUGCUGCCUCGGCCGAGCUGAAGGAGAACCCACCGGUGAUGUACAACAGUUUUCUAGAGGCGUUGCAGGCCGCGCCGGGCAGCGUGGUCGCCUUCCGCCGCUCCAACGCGAGCGCCGCGCUGACCGCCGCCGAGCAAGCACGUCUCGCGCCCGUCAGCCUCAUGCUGCAGCGCGCCAUCCAGGCGCACGGCACCAGCCUCACGGGACCGUUCCGCGAUCUAGAUCCGCUGCGGACCGGCCGGGUCACCGCCGCGCAGUUCCGCCGUUGUCUGCCCUUUUCCUCCUCGGUGUCCGAGGACGCGAUGGGACUCUUCGCGAAGCAGUACAGCGAUGGCGCCGGCGGAGUGUACUACAUGCCCUGGUGCCGGUCCAUGGACCCAUCGUUGAAGGAGAAGGACGAGGCGACGCCCGACCGAACGAACGCGAUGACAGAGACGGCGAAGACGCGGUCCGCCACACUCGCCGGCUCGCACGCUGCCUUUUUCCAGUCCACCACCUCCGGCCUGUCGCACGACUCGUUCGCGAACCCCGACCUCACCGCCGAGGAGCUCAUCUCGAUCUUCCAGCAGCAGUGUGCCCUCUACCGUGUCCGCUACGAAGAUGCGUUGCGUGACAUGGACAAGAUGAAGACGGGUCGCGUCACGGCGGCGCAGUUCGAGUCCGCGCUCGGCCGCAUGCCGCUCGUGCACUUCGCCCUGCGCGACGAAAAUGUGGCAACGCUGGCGCGGUACUACAGCAACGGCUACAUCGGCCCGCUGGAGAGCUGCAUGGUCGAUUACCGCAGCUUUCUGCGUGACAUCCACCCCUCCCAGGCCACGCAGACGGCGGCGGAUGGCCGCGAGGUGCAGACGAACUUCUUCGCCACCGCCCACGCGCCGGACACGUACCUUACGAGCACCGACGAUCGCGACAAGGCAGAGGCGCUGCUCAGCAAACUGCAGGCCAACAUCCGCGCCAACCGGAUCCAUCUCAGCCCUGUUCUGCGUGACUUCGACCGCGUGCGAAAGGGCAUUUACGAGCAUCGCACGUGCACCCACACCCGCUUUGCGCGCGGGCUGGCGACGCAGAACAUCCUGCUUCCGCCGGAGGAGCUGCAGCUGCUGAUUCGCAAGUACACCGUGCCGAACCCCGAUGGGACACCCAGCAGCGAGGUGAACUACUACGUCUUUGUCCAGGACGUCGAUCCAUCGCAGGUGAACGGUGGUGCGGUGCAGCCGGCGGUGACCGCUCCGCACCUCACGGGUCAACGCGCGAGUAGCACGAAUACGAACGGCAGCAGUAAUAAUGGAGCGGCGGUCACGAAGGAGGAGGCGGUGCGACGCGUGGCGCAGCAGGUGAUGUCCCGCCGUCUUAGCCUCGCCACGUUUCUGGAGGAGGCAGACCCGAUGCGCAGCGGCACCGUGCUGAGCGGCAGACUUGGCGGCGUGCUGGACCAAGCCGGUGUGCAGCUGACGGCGCAGGAACUCGCCGCCCUCGAGACCGCCUUCGCCUCAACGCGAGUCGCCGGCGCAGUGGACAGCGCGCAGCUGCAAAGUGAGGUGAAGGCGAUGGUGGUGGUGCUGCAGAGCGAAAAGCAGCAGCAGCAGCAGAGCGGCCUCAACGGCGGGCCCGCCACUCGCAUGGAAAGUGUGAGCCCCGAGGUGCAGCGUCUGCUGGCACGCGUGCAGCACAACGUGCGGGUGCACAACGCGCUGCUGAUGCCCUUCUUUAACGACUUUGACCGCAACCACCGCGGCGUCAUCACUCCGCAGCAGUUUGCGCAGGCCUGCGUGCGUCACCACCUCCCACUCAGCGAGCCGGAGCUGAAGUUGGUGGCGGCGGCUUACCAAACAGACGCCGCCCACGCCGACGAGGUGCACUACCUCGCCUUUAUUCGUGAUGUGGGCUGCGGCGAGGAGAGCGCCUCUUCCGGAGCAGCGGAGACGGCGACGACUGUGACGGCAACAAGGACGUCGCCGGCUGCGUCUCUCGCUGCUGGGGCGGUGCAAACGCUGUCCGGCACGGCGGCGGCAGCGGGGGCGGCGUCAGAAGAGGCAGCCGCGGAUGUGGAUGACCUCUUAACCAAGAUCUGCCUCUUUCUCCAGGAACGUCGCCCGCGCGUGUCGGAGUUCUUCCCCGACGGCGACGAGCUGCGCCACCACCACGUCACACCCACCCGUUUCCGUCACUGCCUGUCCAUGCUGGGGAUGACCUCGUUGACAGAGCAGGAGCUGUGCACGCUGGAAGGCGGCUUUCCCUCUGCGAAGUGCCCCGGCGAGAUCGACUACCCGGCGUUCGUGUGCACGCUGCGGGCGAUGUUGGCGGACGGUGUGGGGAUCGCGGCGGUGACGCAGCGUCGGCUGGGCAGCGGCCGAUCGGCCCUGGGGACGAACACCGCAUCGGCCAGCUCCGCCGCGAGUGUGUUCGGCCAGACGACGCUGAAGCGCGUGCAGCACAUGCUGCGUGCCCGCCGCACUGCGACCAUCACGGCCUUCCGCGAGUACGACCGCGCCCGCAAGGGUUUCGUGACGGACGGGCAGUUCUUUGCCUGUUUGAAGGCUUUGGGGGUGGCGCUGCGGCCGGAUGAGGCGUCCGCGCUGUUGCAGCUGUACAGUGUCGGAGGUGGGCAGGUGCACUACCUCCCCUUUGCACAGGAGGUAGACGACGCCGCCCUCGUCCCGGUGAGUUAG
Molecule: messenger RNA, 3174 nt
Organism: Leptomonas pyrrhocoris
Lineage: Eukaryota; Euglenozoa; Kinetoplastea; Trypanosomatida; Trypanosomatidae
Exons: 1
Coding region: 262-3174 (970 amino acids)
Molecular function (GO): calcium ion binding
Source: RefSeq, a predicted model, not a curated record